AUGCGAUCCCCUUUGCGACCGAGAAACCUCGGAUUGCUUGCAUUUGUUGGUGUUUGCACUAUCGUCUUCUUCACCCUUCGGCGAGGCUUGGAAUUUGGUUCGACUGAGAACAGUCCGUUAGUCGAAGGAAUCUUACUGUCGGAAUCCGAGUUCGAUACCGCUGCUGAUGAUAAUGCGAUGGUCCAAAUCCCACCCGAACAACCUCGCUCCUCNCCACCCGAACAACCUCGCUCCUCGAUGGAUCAGUGCUAUCAAGUCACUCCGUUGACUUGUGUGUUUGAUAGCAAGGCCAGUCCCGGUUGCUAUCUAAUCAAUAAUGUCGAACCGGUUGUUCCUCUUGGUCUGAUAAGAACUCAGUACGAGGUAAGUGGUCGUGCAUCGUCAGGUGAUUGUUUUCGAUUGACGCCGAUAAUACAGGUACUUAAUUAUUUUUAA
This is a messenger RNA of Echinostoma caproni, 435 nucleotides long. Lineage: Eukaryota; Metazoa; Platyhelminthes; Trematoda; Plagiorchiida; Echinostomatidae. The record is from the annotation of a GenBank genome assembly.